Messenger RNA from Cuscuta europaea, 1326 nucleotides. The record is from the annotation of a GenBank genome assembly. Lineage: Eukaryota; Viridiplantae; Streptophyta; Magnoliopsida; Solanales; Convolvulaceae.
AUCAUUUAAUUUGUGUAACGUUUUCGCCUUGACCAAACUUUCGACGUUAAAUGCAUUACAUGUAUUCCUAGUAUUUUCUUUAAUUUCCUCAUCAUUCUUUCAAUUUGUUCUUAAAUCUAAUGGAUGGCGCCGCCGCCACCCCCAACAAUGUCAGCCAGAACAAUGACCGCCGGCAAGAGCUUUGGUGCUACCAUUGUUACAAAACAGUCGCCCUCUCAUCUUCUGAAACAACAAGAAUAUGUCCAACAUGUUCCGGCCAUACUUUAGUCGACUUCAUUUCUGCAUUUGUGGACAACCAGCUCUGUUUUUGGUGCUACCAGUGUCAAACGUACGAACUCUCAUCACCUUCUUGUCGGGACAUGAACUGCCCUCGAUGUACCAAUCCCAUGUUUCAUAUUUACAGAAUCGCAAUAAGCCCACCAAGCCGCCGAGUUGACGUUAUAUUAAGAUUGCCUCCCGGAGUGGACCCUCCACCCCCCACAAACAACGCUUUAGGUCCCAUGCUUGCUCUCCUCCAAGUCAUAAUAGAAACCCAUCUUACCGGCUCUUCCCGGCCACCUCCGGCGCCGGAAUCAGUAAUUGAUGCAAUACCCACCGUGAAAAUCACGGAGUCUCAUAUGUCAGGUGACUCGCCGGUGGCUUUAUGUCCGGUGUGCAGGGAAGAGUUUGAGGUUGGUGAGGAAGCACGAGAGUUGUCGUGUAAGCAUAUCUAUCAUAGUGAUUGUAUUGUUGAAUGGCUGAAGAGGUUUAGUAAUUCUUGUCCUCUCUGUCGGUGUGUAACGACGACAACUACGACAACGACAACGACAGCUAGUGUUCUUGAACGUGAGAGGGGGGUGGUGAUGAUGAGAAGUGGUGGAAGAUGGUCAACGUUAAGAAAACUUGUUGGAGAUUAUUUGGGGAUAGUUGCAGAACAUUUGAUGCAGCAGCUCGCUAUGUUUGCUUGGUUGCCUUUUGGAGCAAGGUGGUAUUACAUGCUUGCUGGUGCAUGAAAUUGAUGAAGAAAUUCUACAUGGUUGGAGGGUGGUGCAUGAAAUUGAUGAAGAAAUUCUACAUGGUUGGAGGGUUUGUAUUUCAUUCUUAAAACUACUUCGAGUAGAAGUUGGGGUGUUUGGGAGAAAAUACAGAAACACUUCUUGUGCUCCAAAUUAUACACUCCUAAAAGUAGUUUUUUAGAAGCUGGGGGAGACCAGCUUUUGAAAAUUGAUUAGUUCCAAACACCUCCUUAUUACAUGUGUUCUACCUUGGCUUGACAUAAUUAAUAUUACCUUCAUCCCGCUAUGAUUGUCCCAUUUUACCUUAUCGGUCCGUCCCACUAAGAUCGUC